AGUUCAAUUUUCGAACACAUGUUUGAAGUGUCACUGUCACACAAUGUCAGUCUUAUAGUACUUAGGUAUUUUUAAUAAAGUUUAAUAUUUGUAAAUUCAAUGAAAAAUGAGACGUGAAUUCAUAUUAUUUCUUCUGGGUAUUAUAAGCAUAUCCACCUUAACAUCGCAUCUAUCCAAUUACUUGCCAGAUCCAUCGAACAAGUUGUUAUUAGAUAUGGUUGCCGGGACAGUUGGUCCAGGCAACUUUUCUUAUUGGCAGCUUGGCCAUACAGGGCCCUUAGUGAUCGAAUUGACCUCUUUAUCCGGCGAUGCGGACCUCUACGUGUCGGAUACUGUGCGGCCCAGCUUUGAAGUUGACAGGAACAAUUUCAGUUCAGCUACAUGUGGACAAGAUGUGGUCAUUAUCCCUGCAGACUUUCCAAGACCCAUAGGUAUAGGUGUUUUCGGUAGCUGGACCCAUUCUGUAUCGGAGUACUGUAUCCACGUCUUCUUAGAUUAUGCCAAGAUGCAGGCUCUUGCCAUGGAAUUCCACCAGACCAAUGCAGACAGUUCUGCAUCGAACACAAAGAAAAAUCGGUCCCCAAGAAGGUCGAUGAUGAGAAACCUAGGUUUUUCCUUCGACUACUCAACCUACUUGAAAUGGUUUUCGAAAUGGUAAUUUUAUAGUUGAUCUUCGUAGUCACGAGCUACUAACAUUGUAUUAAUAAUGAAAAGCGUGUGUGUACUUAUGUACACGCGUCAGAAGUUAUACUUCUUUGGCGUAACAAGAUAAAAAUCUGUUCAAAAUGUACAAAUUAUUCAAAAUGUACAAGUUACAAAUGUUCAAAUCUGUUCAUACGCCUUAUUCCAAUGAGGUGUAAACGGGGGAGGCUUAAAAUGACACACGUCUGGUAACUCCACACCGCACGUUUGUAGAGAAAACGACACUAACAAUAGAAAAAUGGUAUUAAAUACAUUGAAAGUUUUAUUAUAAAACAUUAUCUUGGUAUCUCAUUAUCAGACCACCAAGUUUCACUGAACAUUAAAAUGAUGAAAUUUAAGAUUUUUGUACACUUAAA
Messenger RNA from Pararge aegeria (speckled wood butterfly), 1058 nucleotides. RefSeq names its product UPF0669 protein C6orf120 homolog. Bases 107 to 658 code for a protein of 183 amino acids. The transcript is spliced from 4 exons. Lineage: Eukaryota; Metazoa; Arthropoda; Insecta; Lepidoptera; Nymphalidae. The record is from RefSeq and is a predicted model, not a curated record.